This is a messenger RNA of Erythranthe guttata (spotted monkey flower), 2289 nucleotides long. NCBI's taxonomy places the organism in Eukaryota, Viridiplantae, Streptophyta, Magnoliopsida, Lamiales, Phrymaceae. The record is from RefSeq and is a predicted model, not a curated record.
AUGGUCGAUUUAUGUAAUAUCGGGUCAAAUAGCGACGGUAGCAACUUUGUUGGAGUUGGUGAAAACUCGAGGCGGGUCGUCAACUUAGCGCGAAGCCCGGGUUGUUCGAAUCCUAACGGCUUAGAGGUGUCGCAAAAUUUAGUCAUCUCGAAUAACCACGACGGCUCGCGUGUAGGUGCGGGAAAUGUCGAUACCGGACCGAUACCCUUCGACAACCUUGAUUACAUUGAACUAGAAAAGGACAUGUUAGGAAACUUUAAUGUCGACAUAAUUGGUGAGUCAGAUGUCGAAGAGCUUGGCAUAGACGUCAUAGGGGACCUGGAUAGCGGCGAUUUAGGUAGCCCGCCUCGACCAUUCGAAAUUGAUAGUAAUCGAAAAUCAAAAUUGAUUUCCGAGAAUCUUCAUCAUCAAGGCAGUUCGUCGGAGGUGCCAGAGACUGUAGAAUAUGAAGGUCGCCGCCUCAAACUUGUAAUACACCCUCAAGGAGGAGAUCAACAGACGACAGUUAGCGGCGACUCAAAUUUGUUAAGUGGAACAUCAGCGCUUCAGGAUUCAUCAUCUAGUGAAGUUUCUUCAUGUUCGGAUUCAAAGUUGCUGAUCGAGGUUUGCACGCCUGCUGCACGUAAGAAAAAAACGAAAACUUAUUUAAAAGAUAUAGAUUCGUUCACAUGUGCGUCGAUGUUGAGAAUACGACGCUUUAACUCCAUAGUCGCUUCCUUAGGCCCGUUCGGGAAACUAUGCCAGUUCCCAGAAGCAGGAGAUAGAAUGCGUGCGCCGCCGAUUGGUUUUUUUACCGUUUAUUCAGAUUGGUUCAAGUGUGGUUUUAAACCGUCUACUUUGCCCGUGGUGAAUGAAUUGGUUAAGGUAACGGGACUUAGCAUAAGUCAAUUUUACCCUAACACGUUUACAAUCUUUGCCGGUUUCAUCGAGGCGAUGCGGCAAGUGGGACAACCGAUUUCUGUAGACGCGUUUCACGCGUCAUUCAUGAUAAAAAAAGGUGCUAUGAAGGGCUCAUUUUAUUUUAAGGCAAGGUCACACUCCAAAUUUCUGUUAGGUGGUAGUCGAUCACGGGGUCCUUGGGCUGGUGAUUUCUUCUUUAUGAAAGAUGACGGGUGGGACAUAUCUUCAGUAUGGGGGUCGACGAAUGUGCUUGAGGGCAGCACUGGUUCACGAGGUUCGACCUGGAAACAAUUAAAAAAGGCAGGAUUAUUUAAGUUAUCCUUAAAUGCUAAGGAGAUAGCACUUGGUGUUAAGGUGUCGGCUGAGGAGAUUCGUCGAUUGAAGUCUUCUUGUGGUGUGACGGCUCGAGCUAAUGAUCUGCCUAAUUCCUCGAGCGUGCCGUCGGGUGAUGUUGCGGGGAAAAGAAAAAGGUCAUCUUCGCCUGAUCGGGCCGAUGCAGCUCGUGAUGUUAGGCGAGGCGCACCCCGCAUUCCUUUCACAAAGAAAUCCCACGAACUUACACGUACUAACGCAUCAAAGCAGAAAAAGGAUGACGGAAGCUCGUCUUCUGGUAUUUCUGUUGGUAAAGGUCUUCUUUUUGUUAGUUCCGUCGUUGACUCUGACAUGAGCGGUUCCCUGUGGGAUGUGGAGAAUCCUCGCGCAGGAUGUAAACUUAUUCGAGGUGCCAUUUCAGACUUGGACAUGAAACGACUAGGUGCUUUUUCCGAUCUAGAUGCGGCUGAUUUCAUGGGGAGCGACAUUGCCCGGGUUGUCACUGGUUGGACCGGUCUUCGCAAGCGUCUUGAAGACUACAAGAGGGCGGUUGAUGUUAUAAAAGAUUCAGAAGAAAAGGCCGUAAAGGCAAAGGUCGAGAGUGAUGCUCGUGCAGAGAUGAUUGCUGCUGAGAUGAAGAUCGUCAAGGAAGCACAAGACAAAACAAUGGCGGCUUUAAAGAGUAUGACGGAGAAGUAUUUUGAAGAGAAACAAACCGGCGCCUUUUUCUUGGCAUCUGAUAAAGGCAAGAAGUUCCUGGAACAAAUAAGAAAACAAGAGCUGGAAAGGUACCAUAAGGAGGAAUUUGCACGAGAUGCCACUCUAGCUUCUGUUGACUUGUACGAUGAGGUGGUUCUUAUGUGCCAACGCCAGUUGAGGGAGACUGGUCGAGUGUCCGAAGAUGUCAUUAACCUACUCGGGCAAGAUAUUUCAGAACCGAGUAUAGUACCAAGUACUAAGGUGAUCCCUUUUGAGGAGUCGACUGCGAUAGAGCCACCAGUUGAUGCUACGAUGGUCUUGAAGGAUAACUCGCCUCCUAAGGAUGCGGAUGUAGAAAAAAAAGAGGCCGUAGUAUAG